Alternaria novae-zelandiae is the source of this 2358-nucleotide messenger RNA. RefSeq lists its product as uncharacterized. The coding region runs from base 1 to 2358 and encodes 785 amino acids. The transcript is spliced from 2 exons. The record is from RefSeq and is a predicted model, not a curated record. Lineage: Eukaryota; Fungi; Ascomycota; Dothideomycetes; Pleosporales; Pleosporaceae.
AUGAGCAAUGAUCCAAAGACUUCUGAUGCGGGGCGCGAAACCCCUCUUCCACAAUACGAAAAGACGCAAUCGGUGCCGUUCACUCUCAAUCUCCAAGAGGAUGCACGCAAUCCUGGCCAAUUCCAGCUCGUCUUCAACCUGGGCCCGAAACAGCAAUCAUCGAUCGGAGUGCCUCUGAGCUGUGCACCUAAUGUUGCCGCGUCUACGACUCUACGAGAUGGCUUCAAGUCUAGUAUCGAGAGCUCAGUUCCUCAAAAUACGAGUCCGCCAAGCACUCCUCUCCACGACAGGCAAGGCUGGGCCGACCUGGACAAUGUGCCUCCUGACUUUCUCAAAAAGGUAGUGCCGGAUUGGAAUGUGUCGUUUUCGCGGAGCGACUCAACGGCCUCCACCCAAUCCAAACGACUUACCGACAUCAAGGCCAGGAUCAAGAAGAAAGGAAAGGGCUAUGUGGUGCGCUUGUUGAAAGGGUCGACAGACUCGAACGAGAUUGCAGAAGUUGAUUUGGGUCAAGCGGUUGGCUCAGAACGGGAAUUUGCGACUCCAGAGCUUGACUCGGCGACUUUGCCUGCGGAACUGUAUUCUCCUCCUUCGGCUGUUGCAUCGAAUACCGACAGUCUUUUGGGUCGCGACGAUAUCUUCGAGAUCGGUACUUCCAACACAUCAGGCGUUCAACGAUCACCGCCGUCUGCGAUUCCACCAAGGAGUCAUCUGCCGCGCAAUAGUCUAGCCCGGACUUCGAUCGCAGAGGAUGGCUUCAGUGAUGCUGAGACUCUGAUACCAGACAUCCGCUCGAUACACGACCGUAUGGAUGAAGAUCAGACUGAUGCAGAACCGUCGUCUCUGACCCCAUCAAUGUUUCCUACCCGGUCAGCCUCAGUCUCCAGUAUCGUGAAGACGCCAACCCGCGGUUUGUCACUCGUUGGGCCCGUACGAAAGGGUGUUGAGAAGAAGAAGACGCGUCCCCGUGUGAAGAGCCGAGCGGCGAAUCUAGACCUCAAACGAUCGGAUGCUCACAAAUCCGUCAAGCGUCGCGUGGGACAGACAACCUUUGCAUCCGAUAGUCAAGUUGUAGAGGAUUUGGUGAACUCGACUACUUUGCGGGAACGCAACCGUCCCGUGUCUCGAAAGUCGAGUGGAAUUGAUCUAGGGUCCGAUGAGUAUGCCACCUGGUCGCAACCGAUGCGACACACGAGCGCGGCGAAGCCACGGCAUCUUCGUCAUGCAUCAGCAGACGAUCUUCAUGUCCCUGCCAGACCCAAACAUGGCUUACGGUUGAACACCGACGUACCUCAGACCAAGUCAGCUCAUGUGUCGCCAGCGACGCGCCGCAAGAGAUCACCUAGGAUACGGAAGCACGCAUCAUCCUCUUCUUCGUCAAUAGAUACCGAGGACGCCAACGCACUGCUAUCACCCCAGUCGGCAGGAGCGGGUCGCGCAGAUGAGCUCCGUGAAGCGCUAAGAAGAGCUUUAGAUCAAAUUGAGUCAGGGAACGAGGAUCUUGAUGAUAGUUUCGAAAAGCCUGUAGUGCCCACCAUUAUUGAGCCAUCGAUUGACGAUCAUGUUGGCGAGAUACCGCUACCUCCGGAAGCAGAAAUACGGAUGGCAUCUACUGGUGGUCGAAACACAACAUUGAGCCCGUCCCGUACCGUCGCCAGCAACCCCUUCAGUGUCCGUAUGCCGUCCUUCGUCCAAGAGUCCUGGCUCCUGACCUGUGCGAACGAGGGCCGCCUGACACCAAAGAUCGUCCAUCUCGAUGUCAACGAAGGGCGCGUAAGAAGCGACAAAGACCUUGCGCUCGCGCUGCGAGAGCAUUACGACCAGCUCAACCGCCGUUGGUUCAACUGGGCUCGUCUUCGCGGGCUAACGACCAUCGAGUUUGUCCAAUUCGAAGUUCAUCGCAAUCGCUUCGCUGAUAUCCGUGCGACACCGUCUAUGCCGCCCAAGUCUGCUGCUUCUUCAGCUUCGACCAGUGAGCCAGAGAAGUCUGCAGCGCCGUCUCAGCAUCCGUACACCUUCGAGCCCAACGAUCUCCUGCCGCCUGUUGGUAGCACGUAUCUCCUCCAUUUGUUCAAGCAUCCGCAGGAUUAUGAGGGUGAGCUGAUAACGUAUCUUCGCAGUCCGAAGCGGAGGCAGCGGUUGGAGUUCGGUAUGGGCUGGGGCGUUCAUCUUGUGGAGGGGUUCCUUGCGCAGCGCGUGUGGGCAGUGACGAUGGGAGUUUGCGGCUUGGGUAGUACGGUCUUCGCGAUUCUGUGGACGGUUAGGAAGGGCGACGUACAGGGUGCCUUUGGGGUUGCGCAAUGGGUGUUGGGUAUCGCUGUCUUGCUGGUUGGCGGUCUGCAGGCGUGGUUGGAGUAG